This is a messenger RNA of Amyelois transitella, 1653 nucleotides long. RefSeq names its product cytoplasmic tRNA 2-thiolation protein 2 (gene Ctu2). Gene Ontology annotation, molecular function: tRNA binding; sulfurtransferase activity. Gene Ontology annotation, cellular component: cytosol. The record is from RefSeq and is a predicted model, not a curated record. The transcript has 4 exons. Bases 221 to 1357 code for a protein of 378 amino acids. Gene Ontology annotation, biological process: tRNA wobble position uridine thiolation. Lineage: Eukaryota; Metazoa; Arthropoda; Insecta; Lepidoptera; Pyralidae.
AGCACUAGGUAGGUAUUAAGUUAAGUGGGUAUUAUUAUCUCUAUUUAGUUUGUGCACAUAACCUUCGAUCAAUUAUACGAUAAAAUAUAUACUUGAAUUUGGAAUACUUAAUCGAAGGGCUCGGGUCUACUCUACCCUGAGUAGUCUACAUGUAUUUUGAAUUUUCAUUUAAAGCUAAAGGUCUUCGAGAAUAUACGUAAUAUCUUGUAAGUACGUAGAAAUGAGUAUUUGCAAGAAAUGUAACGGAUAUGGAACUGUAAUUUUAAGGAAAGUGGAUAGUUAUUGUGAAUCUUGCUUCCUCAUUGGUGCUAACCAUAAAUUUCGAGCAUGUCUUGGAAAAACUAAAACUUUGUCACCAAAUGAAAAAGUUUUGAUUUGUAUAAAGGGAGGACUUGGUUCCACUGUAUUAUUGGAUCUGGUUAGCAAUGGUUUGACCCUCGACAAUCAUAAGAAGCUUCGGAUAAUACCAUACUUUUUACAUUUGAAAGGCUUUGAAAAUGAGGAAAAAAACCUAGAAAUUGCCAAAGCAGUUAUAAAAAUGUGCAAUGUCUAUGGAUUUAAUGUAUAUGUCUCUAAUAUAUCAGACUACAUACACUCUGAUUAUAUUUUACCAGAUGUUAAUACACUACCUACAUUGGAUGAUGUCACAGUAGACAGGUUUCAAAUGCUCAUAAGGAGUAUGCCACCCACUGCCCAGAUUGAUUUUCUAGCCAAAAUAAAAAGGAAACUAUUCAUAAGAGUUGCUCAAAAGUUAGAAUGUAAAUUUAUUUUUUCUGCUGAAACAACUACCACAUUAGCACAUCACUUACUGUCUAAUAUUGCAACUGGAAGAGGAUCACAAGUACAAAAUGACAUAGGGUUUUCAGACAACAGAGACACUAUUAAGAUAUUGAGGCCCAUCAAAGAUAUUACAAAAGAAGAACUUACUCAUUAUGUACAUGUAAAAGCAUUAAAAGUUAUUCACAAUCAAGAAACAGAGAGAAAAGAUAGUUUGCAAUCAAUAAUAAGUGCUUUUGUAACAGAUCUUCAAGUCAACUUUCCAGCCACUGUAUCAACAAUAUGUAAAACAGCUGAUAAAAUUGGCAAUCAUCAUCACAAGACAAAUAAGUGUGAGAUAUGUGAGAGUGAUUUGGACAUGGAAAAUUCACAAUUAUCUGCACUUGAAGCUACAAGUUUCUCAAGAAUUAUUUCAAUAAUGGAGCCACAACACAGAAAUAGGGACAAUAUUACAAAUAAAAAUUCCUCACUGUUUCCAUAUAUUCACAAAUUUUUAUGUUAUGGAUGCAGCAGAAACCUUUCAGAAGCGUCGAACAGUGAGCUUCCAAGCUACAUCCUUGACAAAAUAAAAGUAUCAUGAUAUUACUUCAUAAUAUUUAAACAGGGUCCAAGCCAGUUUGGAUCAUGGUACCUAACACGUUUUGGCGACAUCUCUACGCCAACAGUCAGCAUUUCGAGCAUCUGUUUUUAUAGACGCAGUGGGAUUUAAUUUGCUUGCUGAAUGAAAUGUACCUAUUGAUGAUUAUAUCCAAUCAACUUAUCCCUGUUAGAAAAUACACAAUGAUAUUAUAUAAUGAUGAAUUCAUGAUUAUGAAAUUCUGCAAAAUAAAGCCUAAGUACUGUUAAAAUGUUACAGAAUAAAAUCCCUGAUUGUAA